Messenger RNA from Aureobasidium pullulans EXF-150, 1834 nucleotides. Its product is annotated as actin-like ATPase domain-containing protein. The transcript has 3 exons. Lineage: Eukaryota; Fungi; Ascomycota; Dothideomycetes; Dothideales; Saccotheciaceae. The record is from RefSeq and is a predicted model, not a curated record. Bases 1 to 1794 code for a protein of 597 amino acids. Gene Ontology annotation, molecular function: ATP binding; ATP-dependent protein folding chaperone.
AUGUCGGCUAAAAGAUCUAUCAUUCUUUCCGUGGACCUGGGUACCACUCACAGCGGUGCCGCCUACGCAUUUCGAGGCGACCGGAAUCCCUUCUCCAACAUCCAAGUCAUCAGAAAUUGGGUCCAUGGAGACAGAGGCGAAAAGGUGCCUACGAAGAUCAGAUACAUAAACGCCAGUACCGAACCUGCCCGCCCGAGAGGUAUUAAGCGAUUGGCUUCCGGAGAGCAUGUUCACGACCAACAUGUUCAAGACACAUACCGCGCUGCUUGGGGCUAUGAAGCAGGAGACGGUCCAGACAUGGUCCAGUAUGUCAAGUACUUGUUUGGCCCUCCAGCUGAGAUUCCUGAGGGAAUCUUGUGGGACGAUAUCACCACCUUGCUCGAAAAGUUUGGCAAGACUCCUCGUGACGCCGUCGUUGACUAUCUCAUCAAGCUCCGUGAGCAUAUCUACAAGGUGGUUCUCGACGAGUUUGGCCCGGAGUUCAUGGCGACCACAGAGAUCGAGUGGAUUCUCACAGUCCCAGCCAUCUGGUCGGAUGAUGCCAGGUAUGCUACUCUCAUGGCUGCUGAGUCGGCUGGCAUCGGCAAAACCGUUGAUCGAUCAAACGACACUAUCACCAUGAUCACCGAACCAGAGGCCGCCGCUCACUUUGCAUACAAUCUAAUGGAGAUGAGGAACAUCAACGUUGGAGACAUCGCCAUCGUCUGCGACAUUGGGGGAGGUACCAUAGAUCUAAUCACGUUUGAGAUUACGUCUCUCGAGCCUCUUCGGCUCAAGGAAUGUGUUGGAGGCACAGGAGGUCUCUGUGGAAGUGCAUUGCUGAACGCUGGCUUUCAAGAACAUGUCGAGCGUUGUAUGGGAGGCAAGGAAAACUUCAAAGACUUCACCAAGAGAGUUCCCUAUGCUUGGCCCAUUUGCAUGAAGGAAUUCGAGAACAGCACCAAGAAAUACUUCCAUCCAGACAACGGAGCAGUCAGCAUCCUAUUUCCUGGUAUCGACAUCGCCGGUAUGGAGCCAAACUACAUUCUUCUGACUCCCGAAGACCUGCAGAGGAUCUUCGAACGUGUCAUCAACCCCACUGUCGACCUCGUCCAAGACCAGUACGAUGCAAUCAGACAGAUGGGAAAGUAUCCCAGAGGCGUCAUCCUCGUCGGCGGGUUCGGACAGAACGAUUAUCUCAAGGAGAUCCUGGAGAACAAGUUUGAAUCUGCAGACUCCGAGCAUCCUUGCGAAGUCACUCGGCCGCUUGGAGGCUGGUCUGCUGUCUCCCAAGGUGCAGUAAUUCACGCACUUACGAACGACACCCUUGUCCAAAGCCGCAUCGCCAGACACCACUAUGGUGUCCUUGUCCGCCAACCCUACAACAAGAAAAUCCACACCGAAAAAUAUGUUGUCACUGACGAAUUCGACGGCAAGAAGUGGGUCGAUAACCAGAUCGAGUGGCACAUUCACACUGGACAGACCAUAACUGCCGGAUCGCCUAUCAAGAUCAAUCAAUACCUUGUGUCCGAAUCUAAGAAUCUGCUCGUGUCCGAAAGCGCAACCAUCAUCGUGAGCGAUGAGGUAGAAGCACCCAAGGAGUUCGAGAGUACCGACCUCACCCGAAUCCUUUGUACCAUCGAGUCUUCCCUGGAGAAUGUGGAGAGAGAAGAUUGGAAGACAUAUCGACGCAAAGGCGAAAAGAAACAUUCGGCGCUUCAUCACACUAUCGAGAUGAGUUUGGAUUCCGAGCUGAGCUUUCAGUUUUGCAUUGGCGAUAGAGUUUUGGGAAAGACAACUGUUGCAUAUGAAUAAUUGGGAACCUCUUUAGUGAGGAGUGAUAUUCGUGAAGAGC